AUGAGUGGCGAGGAAUAAAAGGAUUACGAAGAUAUUAACGAACAUGAGGAAGAGGAGGAAGAAGAAAACUUGGAAAAGAUGCAUCACGGCAAUAUGAACGAAGGGGAAGUGCAAAACAAUUAAGUUUACAAUCAUCCCAUCGAUUCUAACGGCUACGAUGGCUAGCAAGAUAAUGAAAUUAAUCAAAAUAAUAUUGUAGAUUAGAUAAGUGAGGACAUUGAAGAGAAGAUUAAGGUGUUUGACGAAUUCGUCAAGGGGAAAUCGGAGGAACAAACACUGAAUAUUAGAAUGCAUUAAUUAGCUUUAGCGAAGAUUCUUGUUUUUACUCAUGGAAAGAGUCAUUUUAAGCUUGUAGAAGCUCAUACUAAACUUGGUAUUGCAUAUUUAAAUUACAAGUGUUACGAGUAAGCUAUUGAUCAUCUAACUAUGGCAUUGAAAAAGAAUGGUAAUUUGUUUGGAGAGAUCAAGGACUCAUAGGUUUAUCAUGCAGAUAUUUUGACUUAGUUGGGCAAGUGUUAUCUUGAAGUUCAAAGUUAUGAAGAUGCUCUUGAGUUAUUGACAAAAGCAAAUGAAUUAUACAAAACAGUAAAAGGGGAAAAUGAUUUAUCUUCAGUACCUACUUUGAAUUGCAUAGCUUAAUGCUACACAAAGAUGAAAGAUUAUGACAAGGCAUAGGAAACAAUUGCUCUCAUUUACGACAUUUAAAGCACUCACCACAGUCUUAGAAGCGAGCAAAUAGCAAUGACAAUGGUUGAACAUGCAAAAAUUUUAGCAUUGAGACAAGAUUUCAUUUAAGCAAUUGAAUAUCAAAACAGAGCAAUUGAAGUACUUAUUGAAAUAGAAUACAACAGACCUGAAUAUGUAGCAGAAUUAUACCAAACUCUUAGCACCUAUCAAGAAAAGGAUGGUAAAGUUUCAGACUAGGUUGAGUCCCUUCAAAAAGUAAAGACUCUCUAUAAAGAAAUUUAUGGUCCAACAGAUAAAAAGGUUAUAAAGGUAAAGCGUUAAAUAUCAAUGAUUCUGCUAAAGAACAACUAACACGACGCUGCUCUAGAAGAGCUCCAAGAAAUCGAAGAGUUGGAGAGCAAAGUAUAUGGAGAAAAUUCCGUCUAAGUAGCAAAGACUCUGCGUAUUAUAGGAACAAUUAAAAUUCUAACACAAGGAAUAAACGAAGCCCAAAAGUAUUUCUCAAAGGCCAUGAAGAUAUUUGAAGAAAAUGGCAUGAAAAAUUAAGUAAAAGAAAUGAAGGAAAAGCUUAAAAUGACAAAAGAUAUCAAAGAGAAAAAGGGCGUUGGUCUUAAACAAGGUGCUUACUACGAGUGA
Molecule: messenger RNA, 1323 nt
Organism: Tetrahymena thermophila SB210
Lineage: Eukaryota; Ciliophora; Oligohymenophorea; Hymenostomatida; Tetrahymenidae
Product: tetratricopeptide repeat protein
Exons: 1
Molecular function (GO): protein binding
Source: RefSeq, a predicted model, not a curated record